UUGACCUGGUAGUUCUAAGCAUGCGCCAAUAAAUGUCAAAAUUUUUGUCACAUUUUAUUCAAAAUACAUCUGGUCCUCUGCAAGCACGACAGAUAUUUCUAACAAUAAUGCAUAGACGCGGUGCUUCACACAGAACUCCUAAAUUCAAGCCAGAAGUGAAAGUGGUAGGCAACCGUCCAAGGCAGGUUGCAAGCAUGUCUCCCAGACAGGAGAAAGUGGAAGUUUUACCAGAACCAACCAAAUCUGUUGCUGAUAAAAAGCUUUACAAGACAAUAAAACUAGAGAAUGGCCUCACAGCCCUGCUUAUAUCGGACCCCAGUCGCCCAGCAGAGAUUGAGUCAAGCGAUGAGGAGUCCCUCAGUUCAGAGGACACAAGUGAUGACAGUGACAGCGGCAGGUCGGAGCAGUCCGGCGGCAGCGACCGUGUCCCGUUCAUGCGGAAACGGGACUUCGAUGAGGAGAAACUGGCGGCGUGCGCCCUCACCGUGGGCGUGGGCAGCUACAGCGACCCCCCCGACAUGCAGGGGCUGGCGCACUUCGUCGAGCACAUGGUGUUCAUGGGCAGCGAGAAGUACCCGAAGGAGAACGAGUUCGAUUCCUUUAUUAAGAAAAAAGGCGGCUCCGACAACGCGUCGACGGACUGCGAGGUGACAACGUUCUACUUCGAGAUCCCGGAGCGUCACCUCGCGCACGCCAUGGACAUGUUCAGCCAGUUCUUCGUCAGCCCGCUCAUGCUCAAGGAGGCCAUGCAGAGGGAACGGGAGGCUAUUGAAUCCGAGUUCGCGAUGGCGUUACCAUCGGAUUCCAACCGCAAGGACCAGUUGCUGUCGAGUUUCUUCCCCGAGGGUCAUCCGGCGCGGACCUUCACGUGGGGCAACCUCAAGAGUCUGCGGGACAACAUUAACGACGAUGAGAAGCUGCACCGAGCUGCGCACGAGUUUAUGAGAAGGCAUUACAGUGCGCAUAGGAUGACUGUUGCUGUGCAGGCGCGCAUGGACCUCGCGACGCUAGAGCAGUACGUGAUCAACACGUUCGGGCGCGUGCGCAACAACAAGCUCGCGGCCGACGACUUCAAGCCGUACGCGUACCGACCCGACAUCGUCACCGAUCACUUCAAGGGACUGUAUUAUGUCAAGCCGGUCGGAGAUACUACGGAGGUCCACAUCACGUGGUGCAUGAAGUCGUUAAUGAAAGAGUACGAGACGAAGCCGCACCAGUACAUAUCGUUCCUGCUCGGACACGAAGGAAAAGGCAGUCUGCUCUCAUACCUCAAGAAGAAGGUGUGGGCGCUGGGCAUCUACACGGGCAACUCGGAGAGCGGCAUCGACUACACCUCCAUGUACAGCCUCUUCUCCACGCAGAUCGUACUCACGCAGGACGGACUCCAACAUGUCGACGAGGUGAUCGAGGCUACAUACUCGUACAUAAACAUGUUGCGUCGACUCGGACCCUCGAAACACAUUUUCGAUGAAAUAAAGUCCGUGGAGGAUACGAACUUCCGCUUUGAGGAAGAGAUGCAGCCGUCGGACUACGUGGAGACGCUGUCCGAGAACAUGCAGUUCUACCCGCCGCAGCAUUACAUCACCGGCGAGAAACUGUACUUCAAGUAUGAUGAGAAGGCAAUAAUGGAGAUCCUGGAGUUCAUGACGCCGGACAUGGCGAACGUGAUCAUAAUGACGAACCGGCGCGACGCGUCCAUACGCUACGACCAGAAGGAGAAGUGGUUCGGCACGGACUACCAGCGGAGAGAGAUUCCAGAAUCGUGGAUGAAACGCUGGAUGAGCGUGGAACCGUAUCCAGACUUCAAGAUACCGGAUAAAAACAUAUACAUAACGACCAAUUUUGACCUCAUCCCCCCUGCGCAGCCAUACAUCGACACCGCGCGGGAGCUCGGCGUGGACCUGAAGACCAGCACCGCCAAGGACCUCUACAAGAAGGGGGUGAACGCCCAGCAUACCACCAAACAGCUGAAACGAGGAGAUCUUAUCGCUACUGUGAACAACUUCAGGAUAGACCAGCCGAACUUGCUCCGGAAGAACCGUCAGAUGGAGCUGUGGUACAAGCCGGACUUCAAGUUCAGAUUCCCGACCGCGUUACUGUAUUUUUACUUCAUCACGCCGUUAGGAUUCAAGUCUCCGAGGGAGGCGUGCUUACUCGAUCUCUGGACGGACGUGUUACAACAAGAACUUAAGGAAGACAGUUACCCGGCGCAAAUGGCAGAACUGACGCAAGCUAUAUGGGUCUCCGACAAAGGGAUCAUGGUCAAAAUCAACGGGUACAAUCAGAAUUUACACUUGUUGAUGGAGCUGGUGUCGCGGCGCAUGGUGUCGUCGGUGGAGGGUCUGUCGGGCGCGAUGUUCGGCGCGGUGCGCGAGGUGCGCGCGCGCGUGUACUACAACACCGUCAUCAAGCCGCACAAACUCUCCAAAGAUCUUCGAAUGCAACUGUUGUUAGAGCCGUACAUAUCGCCGCGGAUAAAGGGCACCAUCUUACCGAACAUCACGCUCGACGAACUGAAGGACUUCGGCAGGAAAUUACUCAAGAAGUUAUAUGUACAGGUGCUAGUGCAGGGAAACCUCGCGUGGCACGAAGCUAUCGACAUCGCCGAUAAUGUGUACGACACUAUCAUGUGGGAGCCACUGUCGCCCGAAGAGAUGCCUGAUGUGAAAGUCCACCAACUCCCCCUGGGCGAGAAGAAGCUGCGCGUGAUGAGCCUCAACCAGCACUCCGCCAACAGCAUGAUCACCAACUACUACCAAGCGGAGGCGGCCAACGUCAACGACACCGCUACGCUCGAAGUCAUCAUGAUGCAAAUGGAGGAGCCGGUGUUUGACUUCCUCCGCACGAAGGAGCAGCUCGGGUACAGCGUGUUCAGCAUGAUGCGAUACACCUUCGGCGUACUCGGCUUCAGCGUCAGCGUCAACACGCAGGCCAACAAGUUCAGCGUGUGGCACGUGGACGGUCGCGUGGAGGCGUUCCUGAAGCAGUUCGUGCGCUCGAUGCGGCGCCUGUCGGAGAAGGAGCUGCGCGCCGCCAAGACCGCGCUCGUGCACGUCAAGCACACCGCCGACAUCGAGCUCAAGGAGGAGGCAGAGAGGCAUUGGAAGGAAAUCGUGAAUCAAGAAUACAACUUCCAAAGAUUGUUCAUUGAGGCGGACGCCAUCGAAGCGGUAACCAUGGCGGAUGUGAGAAAAUGGGUAGACAACCACUUCUUGAGCGGCAACAAAUCUAGUUUCAGAAAACUGUCCAUACAGGUAAUGGGUCACCAGUUAAACGACACCGAAUUGGAAUCCCAACCGACCGGACUGACAAACCCGCACGAAAACUACGCCCUUGUAGUAUUCGACGCGAACCAACUCCCCGACGAACCCCACGAGAACAAGGAGGAGUUUAUCAAAGAUAUAGAAAGCUUUAAGAACAACCUGCCUUUUGUGCCUGUGAGAAAAGUGCAAUUAGCCCUAUGUUGAAAUAAUUAAAAAGUAAACUGUCAACCGUUGAUGCUGGCUGGAUAUUGCUGUAUUUUUGUUAGUUUCCGUCAGGGUUAAUAGAUGGCGCUGUUUUAUUAAUUACAGAUCUCGCCAAUUGUAACUUUUUGCUGUAGGAACUGUUUAUAUGGUGCGUAAAUUCUUAUGAAGUUGAUGUGAAGUAUUAAACUCGACGGUUGACUGUUAAAAAUAUUGCCAAAUAUUUCUUGCACACAAUAUUUAAAUGUGGGUAUAUAGAUUUAUUAUAAUUUCAAUAAACAGGGAGCAUUUGACAUUUAUGUUCUAUGACAAGAUAGAAUGGACAUGAAUUUAUUUUAAUUUAAAUCAAUUAUAAAUGGAACGAAUGAACUACUUUUAAAUAUUGUGUGAAAUUAAAGUGUCCGUACAUUGUACGGUGAGGUGUGAUGUAUAAAUCUUAUUUUAUUUGUUAAUUGACAAUGUAAAUAAUUAUGUUUGCAGAAUAUAGACUUGUUUUAA
This is a messenger RNA of Manduca sexta (tobacco hornworm), 3962 nucleotides long. RefSeq names its product nardilysin. Gene Ontology annotation, molecular function: metal ion binding; metalloendopeptidase activity. Lineage: Eukaryota; Metazoa; Arthropoda; Insecta; Lepidoptera; Sphingidae. Gene Ontology annotation, biological process: proteolysis. The record is from RefSeq and is a predicted model, not a curated record. The coding region runs from base 33 to 3467 and encodes 1144 amino acids. The transcript is spliced from 24 exons.